ACAGUUCGUCAUCAUCGCCUCAUGAUUUAUUUACUUUUUGACUUAUGCUACAUUAGUCAAGUAAUUGGAUUACUGCUGGUAAAAUCUAUAUAGAAAUCGUUGCCGAACUGUUAUACCGGUACAUUUUGCAUUAGAAAUAGAAGACCCGUUUUGAAUAUUGAGUGUUUGACACGAUGUUGCGGAGAGUGCCCAGUAGCUGCCUCAAUCUUUUGCGUAACAGAAACAACCUCAUCACCAGGAGGACUUUCUUGAGUCUUGCCGAAAGAGCCACAACCUCAGAUUCAGCUUCACAGACUAAAUGGCUGUGCUCAUGUCCAUUGCCAACGAAUCAGACCUUCCGAGCAACUCGGCAAGGUAGGCUGGUAACAGUCCCAUCUCUAUGUCGCCAGUCUACAUCAUCCAGAGCUGCAGAGAGCACAAUAGCAGUAGACAUACGACAGGAAAAUGAUCACCUGUCCUUUUCUGUAGGCAAUGAAAACUUCAAAGCAAGCUACCUAUGGCUCAGGGAUCAUUGUAGAUGUAGCAUGUGUUAUGAAGAGGUAUGCCAUGAAAACUUUGUGGACAUUGUGGCGCUCCCUGAUGAUAUCAGACCAAAGGAAUGUCACUACAAGAACGAGGAGCUCCAGUUGAUAUGGCCUGACGAUCAUGUGACCACCUACUCCAUCCAAUGGCUUCGAGACAAUGCACCAGGUCAGAGGUCAUCCGCUGCAUCCGGUCAGCAACUGCAACCAUUCUACUGGGACAAGGCUAGCCUCGCCACCAACCUUCCCGAGGACGUCCACAUCGAUGCUCUCCGGGAGGGUCCCGGUCUGAAGCAGGUCAUGGAGAACCUUCACGUGCAAGGGUUCACGUUCAUCUCCGGGAUAGAGGCAACACGUGAGGCAACUGAGGAAGCCCUGUACCUUGUUGCGCCUGUCAUGCAUACACACUAUGGUACAGUUUGGCAGUACCAGAAUGAUGGAGAAAUAGCGGAUGCUGGAUACACUGCUGUCUCCCUCAAGGACCAUACAGAUCAUACAUACUUUGAUAACGCUGCAGGUGGUCUCGCUCUCCAUUGCAUCUACCAUGACGGCACAGGAGGAGAGAAUACGCUGAUCGAUGGGUUCCAUGCUGCCAAUAUCUUGAAGGAGACCAAUCCUGAGCAUUAUGAAACCCUACUGCAUAAACCUGUGGUCGGCCAUUAUCUAGAUGACACAAAAAACUUCCGAUGCUACCACAACGUGUUACGCCACAACGUGUUGACAAAUCAGCUUCAACAAAUCAGAUUCAACCCUCACGACCGUUUGACGCUCUCGUACAUGUCAUACGAAGAUGCAGAGAAAUUCUACGCCGCCUACCGUGCAUUUGGCCGCAUCCUGGAAUCUUCCGAGAGCAAGUUCGAGACCAAGCUUCAGCCGGGGCGCAUGGUCCUCUUUGAUAACUGGCGUCUGCUUCACGGUCGUGCAGGAUUCACGGGAAAGCGUGUCAUGGUCGGUUGCUACUUCAGCAAUGACGACAUCCAGAACCUGAAGAGGACCACAGCAAACCUGGAUGUCUGAGGAAGUAUUGGUCUAAAAAGAGAAACCUGUGAAAACUCCCCUUAGUGUAAUAUCUCAGAGCUUUAUGAUCAUGGCUAGGAAUCGUUUUCACAAAACAAAUAAGUUGUGGAAGGAUAACUGGCACAUUGAUUAUGAUCUAUUUUGAAAGUCUGUUUAUAGGAGCAUUGUUUCCACCUGAUGACGACAGCGUCUUCCCCCAGCAGGGGUGGGGGGGAUUUCAAUAUCUUACUGAUGAAUAUUCAUCUACAGAAUGAUGAAUAUGUAGUAGUGAACAUCCUUCUGAACAUAAUCUAACCACUUUUCAGAGUGGCUGUUUAUCGCAGCAGUUUUGAAUCUAAGUGAUCAUUUUUUAAGUCACACAUAACCCCUUGUGAAAUGGUCCCUGGCGCCGUUUCAUAAAGCUGUUUGUAAAGUUAUGCGUUACCUUCGUAAUUCCGAAAUGUCUAAAUUGCCUAUACCUC
Lytechinus variegatus (green sea urchin) is the source of this 1999-nucleotide messenger RNA. RefSeq names its product trimethyllysine dioxygenase, mitochondrial-like (gene tmlhe). Lineage: Eukaryota; Metazoa; Echinodermata; Echinoidea; Temnopleuroida; Toxopneustidae. Gene Ontology annotation, biological process: carnitine biosynthetic process. Gene Ontology annotation, molecular function: iron ion binding; trimethyllysine dioxygenase activity. The record is from RefSeq and is a predicted model, not a curated record. Bases 174 to 1538 code for a protein of 454 amino acids. The transcript is spliced from 9 exons. Gene Ontology annotation, cellular component: mitochondrion.